AUGGGUGGCAGCGGAGCAGUAGGAGCUGCGGAAAUGCCCCUGGCUUACAGUGCAGCAGCAACCCAACAUAACGCCACCGUUGUUGGUUACUGUCGAACUGCUUUGGCAGCAGUGGCUGGAGUUGCAGCCGGCAUUCUUGGACUCACAGGGAUAGUUGGAUUCAUAUUCUACUUUGUAUCAAGCAUGGUAUUAUCAAUUCUCCUUCUGCACAAGGCUGGUCUGGAGUGGCAGAAGCACUUCCUCAAUGGAUACACACUUUUUGCUGGGCUCAUAUUCAGUGAGAUAACAACUUACAUUCUCUGCUGGACAUUUAUUUACGGGAUGGUUCACGUUUACUAA
Messenger RNA from Hydatigera taeniaeformis, 339 nucleotides. The record is from the annotation of a GenBank genome assembly. NCBI's taxonomy places the organism in Eukaryota, Metazoa, Platyhelminthes, Cestoda, Cyclophyllidea, Taeniidae.